GGGGCCGCCAGAGCCGUGCACCUGCUCCUCACCCGGGGUUCCUGCAGUGGGGCCAGGAGCCACGCGAACGUCACUGGGAUGUGUCAUCCCCUCGGCUGGGGCAGGGACAGGGACGGGUGUCCCUGGGGGCGUGGAGGGGCACACCUCCACGGCCAGCCCCAGGGAGCAGUGCAUGAGCAGGACCAGCAACAGGAGGGUCACAGGACUGCCCUGAAGAGAAGAGCACAGCCACAGACGGGCUCAAGGGAAGCGAUGAAGACGAACGUGCGCCAAAGUCCAGUGUGAAAGAGAAAAUCAGCAGUUCUCUCGCAGCCAUGAGCCAGCCCACCCCGGCCACCACGGAGCCGCCCGCGCUGCCGGGGGAGACAAAGGCGGUCUUUGGGGUGGCAGACAUCAUCGUGGUGGUCUUUUACUUCGUCUUUGUCCUCGCUGUUGGGAUAUGGUCGUCGAUACGGGCAAGCCGGGGAACCAUUGGAGGUUAUUUCCUUGCUGGACGAUCCAUGACCUGGUGGCCUAUCGGAGCAUCUUUGAUGUCCAGCAACGUGGGCAGUGGCUUACUCAUUGGCCUGGCAGGCACUGGAGCAGCUGGGGGCCUUGCUGUUGGGGGCUUUGAGUGGAAUGCUACCUGGGCACUUCUGGCUCUUGGCUGGAUCUUUGUGCCUGUUUACAUUGCAGCUGGAGUGGUCACCAUGCCUGAGUACUUGCAGAAGAGAUUUGGAGGGCAGAGGAUACAAAUCUACAUGUCUGUACUGUCCCUCAUUCUCUAUAUAUUCACCAAGAUAUCCACAGACAUUUUUUCUGGAGCAUUGUUCAUCCAAAUCUCUUUGGGCUGGAACCUCUACUUGUCCACUGUAGUCUUGCUAGCGGUGACUGCCGUCUACACCAUAGCUGGUGGUUUAACAGCUGUGAUAUACACAGAUGCGCUGCAGACCCUGAUCAUGAUACUGGGAGCUUUGGUCCUCAUGUUCAUAGGAUUUGAAAAAGUUGGCUGGUAUGAAGGCCUGAAGGAGAAAUACAGCACAGCGAUUCCAAAGGUCAUAGUCCCAAACACGACCUGUCACCUCCCACGUGCGGAUGCCUUCCAUUUGUUCAGGGACCCAGUCACAGGUGACAUUCCUUGGCCUGGACUUAUAUUUGGCCUCUCCGUGCUGGCUCUUUGGUGCUGGUGCACUGAUCAGGUGAUAGUCCAGAGGUCACUCUCUGCCAAGAACCUCUCCCAUGCCAAAGGUGGAUCAGUGCUGGGAGGAUAUUUGAAAAUCUUCCCUAUGUUUUUCAUCGUCAUGCCAGGGAUGAUCAGCAGAGCUCUUUACCCAGAUGAAGUGGGCUGCGUGGACCCAGACAUCUGUAGAAGGGUCUGUGGAGCAGCAGUGGGUUGUUCCAACAUUGCCUACCCCAAACUUGUGAUUGAGCUCAUGCCUGAUGGGCUCCGGGGUUUGAUGAUUGCCGUGAUGAUGGCAGCCUUGAUGAGUUCCCUCACCUCCAUUUUCAACAGCAGCAGCACUCUCUUUGUUAUAGACAUCUGGCAGCGGAUCCGCAAACAGGCUUCAGAGCAGGAGCUGAUGAUUGUGGGCAGAGUCUUUAUCCUCAUCCUGGUAGUCAUCAGUAUUCUCUGGAUCCCCAUCAUUCAGUCAGCCAACAGUGGCCAGCUCUUUGACUACAUUCAGUCUAUAACCAGCUACCUGGCUCCACCGAUCACAGCUCUCUUUAUCUUGGCAAUCUUCUGCAAGAGAAUUAAUGAGCCGGGUGCUUUCUGGGGCCUUGUGGUUGGGCUGGCUAUUGGACUCGUUCGGAUGAUCAUCGAGUUUAUUUAUAGCACACCGUCUUGCGGUGAGGAGGACAGAAGACCAGCUGUGCUAAAGGACUUGCACUACCUCUACUUUGCGCUCAUCCUCUGCGUCCUCACUGCCAUUGUCAUUGUCGUUGUUAGUCUCUGCACCCCCCCAAUCCCUGAAGAAAAGCUCGCUUGCCUGACAUGGUGGACAAGGCACAAAAAAUCACCUGACAUUGACCUGAGAAAUUACAAGAGCGAAUCAGCGCAGAUGAACUCAGCCAAUGGAGAGGGCGACAUGCUUGAAAGUGCAGAUUUGGGCAAUAAGGAGGAGGAAGCACCCAGGCCUCCCUGGUGGAAAAUGCUCUACCUGUGGUUCUGUGGCCUGUCUCCUGGCCCCACGCGCACCCUGUCCCAGGAGGAGAAGGCCGCCCUGGAGCGGAGACUCACCAGCAUCGAGGAAAAGCCCCUGUGGAGGACUGUUUGCAAUGUUAACGCUGUUCUCCUGCUGACCAUUAAUGUCUUUCUGUGGGGAUAUUUUGGCUGAGGUGGGGUGAGGCGGCAGCACAUGGCUUUGGUUUCUCUCAGGGCUUUUCAACUUCAUGUCCAAGCUGGAGGUGUCAGGUGAAAGAGGUUCUGGUGAUGGUCCCCGUGGUGCUGGCAUGCCUGGGGUGGCUGUCCCCAGAGGCCCUGCUUGCUGGAAAUGCCUGCGGGGCUCAGGUUGGUCCAUGACUAAGACAAGGUGUGACUGAGACUCACAACCGGUCGCAUCCAGGAUGUGUGGGUCAAGCCAAGAGGCCUGGGGGCAGCUUUAAAAGGUGCAGAGCCGAGCCUGGCAGAGGGCAAGGGCUCUGGAAAAACCUGGCUGUGGUGCUCGCUGCCCUCCUGCGACCUGACUUUGCUUGCAGGAGAAGGACUCCUGGUUUACACUGGUGUGAAGCACUACCACAGGUUUCUGUAUGGCCGAAUUGAGACAGGGUUAGCGUGGAGCACUGGCUUAGCUCAGCAGCAACAACCCAUGCUCCUGCAGCCCCCCAGGACCUGUGCUGGACCCCCCCAGCUGGCACUGGCAGCAGGGACGGGGUCCCCCACCAGCCCCCUGGUCUUCCCGCUCGCAGCACGAGCCUGUUUGCUCACCGCACCAAUCCUGCCCUUUAACAGCAUUACAGCAAUAAAAGUGCCUCAGUAACAAAGCCAA
Molecule: messenger RNA, 2966 nt
Organism: Anas platyrhynchos (mallard)
Lineage: Eukaryota; Metazoa; Chordata; Aves; Anseriformes; Anatidae
Gene: SLC5A9
Product: solute carrier family 5 member 9
Biological process (GO): transmembrane transport
Cellular component (GO): plasma membrane
Molecular function (GO): D-glucose:sodium symporter activity
Source: RefSeq, a predicted model, not a curated record